UUGAUGCAAUACUAUAUUAUAGAGCCGUUGUCUCAUACGCAACGGAAAAUAAUUCUCGAAUGGUUGGUUUCCUACUAAGCGCCAAAUUGAAUCUUCCUGACACCAAAUUCUGGUGUCACAAAUUCUGCAGUGCAUCUCCUCCAGAACUUUGCUAUAGAAAUUAUAAAUUAUACCUUGAUUCCAAAAUGGUAACCAUUGUUAAACGCACAGGUCAGAUGCUUUGUUCAAUCCAGUAAUUAUUACUCAAUCAUUACGAAAAUCUAGCGACACCUGAAUUCACUCCUGUCCUGUGGUUUGCCAAUCACAGGGCCCACAUAGUUCUUUUUGGGUUUUUGCGGCUUUUCCGUGUUGGAUAGAAAUGCUUAAGCAACCUGAAACCAGCGAAUACAAAUAAACUACUCUGAUUUGCCGAAUCUAUACAGGCAAAACUGUAAGAAAUUUGCCCCAAAAUAGAAGUGAGGGCCUGCUAUACCAACUUUGGUUUUAGUCUCAAUUCAGUUGAAGGGAUGUGUGUUGGAAGCUAUUAAGAGAAGUUGACAGGAUUUAUGAAAAAAUAGAUUUGGGUGCCGUUUGGAGACUGUGAAAGGUAAAGAUUCCAGAGGCAGAUCAAGGAAAGAUUGAAUGUUGUUCAAUCACAAAGCAGUUCCAUGGAUUCCUGUAGCUGAAUUGCAUUUUAAUCAUUGACAGGAUCAGGAGGCUCAAAGUCAAAGGUGAUUGUGUGCUGUAAAGGAUCACUAGACACGUUGGUGAGUGUCCUAAGGAUCUGAAGAAACAUUUGUUAUCAAGUGUUGCAAGAGAGUUUCAAGGAUGACUUCAGACACUGUAUCAGCAUCUGAAAGGAAUGACAGCAGAGCCCCUCUACUGCCUGAGAGCCAGCAUAAUCUAAAAGAUUCUGAUUGUAAAAAUGCAUCAUUUUCAGGAGCAGUAUUUAAUCUGUCAACAACUAUUGUUGGAGCAGGAAUCAUGGGAUUGCCUGCUACAAUGAAGAUUUUAGGACUUGUUCCGGGGAUUUCUCUAAUUGUGCUUGUUGGACUUUUAACAAAUGUGUCCAUUGAGAUUCUAUUGAGGUUUAGUAGAGCCUGCAAGGCCACUUCAUAUGGAGGUGUCAUGGCGGAUGCAUUUGGUCCACUUGGAAGGAUUUUACUGCAGAUCUGUGUCAUCAUUAACAAUCUUGGUGUUCUAAUUGUAUACAUGAUCAUCAUUGGUGAUGUUGUCUCUGGCACAUCAGCAAAUGGUGUGCAUCAUUCCGGUAUCUUAGAAGAAUGGUUUGGUGUCUGUUGGUGGACUGGGCGGAAGGCUACAUUGCUUUUCACUACAAUUUUUAUCUUGGUUCCCCUAGUAUCUUUUAGACGUGUAGAUUCCUUGAAAGUUACUUCUGCAAUAUCAGUGGCAUUAGCUGUUCUGUUUGUUGUGAUCACUGCUUGCAUUGCAAUUUUUAAAUUGUUCAGUGGCAACCUUCACAUGCCAAGAUUAUUUCCAGUUAUUGUUGAUCAGACUUCACUGUGGAAGAUUUUCACAGUUGUCCCAGUGUUGAUUACUGCUUACCUCUGUCACUAUAAUGUUCAUCCUAUACACCGUGAAUUGAAAACCUCUUCACAAAUGCAAUCAGUUGUUCAAGCAUCACUUACCUUAUGUGCAGCAAUAUACAUAACUACAAGUUUGUUUGGUUAUACCCUAUUUGGAGAUCAAACUAUGGAUGAUGUUCUAGCUAACUUUGACACAAAUUUGGGGGUUCCUUAUAGUGAUAUUCUGAAUGACAUUGUCCGUAUUAGCUAUGCUGUCCAUCUGAUGUUUGUAUUUCCAGUGAUACACUUUGCUUUGCGCCUUAAUCUUGAUGGGCUUAUCUUUCCAUCAGCACAGCCUCUUGCUUCAGAUACUUGGAGAUUUGUUUUAAUCACUGCUGGGUUAGUUGGGAUUGCCUUUGUGGGUGCUGUGUUCAUUCCCAGUAUCUGGCUUGCAUUUCAAUUCACAGGAGCUACUGCAGCUGUUUGCUUGGGCUUUAUCUUCCCAGGUGCAAUUGCACUCAGAGACACUCAUGGCAUCUCAACAAGGAAAGAUAAAUUUAUUGCAUUGGUAAUGAUUAUACUGGCAGGAAUUUCUUGUUCAAUUGCUGUAUACAGUGACAUUGAUCAGUUAUUACAGAAAAGUAGCACAGUUCCAAAUUCUCCUACAUUAUGAGACUGUAGUAUUUACAAAAUUAUUUGUGCCUGUGACACUGCUCCUGUAUAUGUAGGAUUCUUUAGUAGGGUCUAGUGAACAGCAAUAAACUGAUUGUCGAAACAUAAUGAACAAGCUCAGAGAAGCAUAAUGUAUUAUAAUUAAAGCGUGCAACCGCAAACAUUUGGUAUUGACUUUCCAAAGCUUUGAAGAAAUAUAGGAUUAUGUCAUUUGUAGCUGCAAAUUAUGCAGCAUAUGCAUUGUCCUACCUCAGUAGUGACUGAGGCAGCAGAGGUUUAUGCAAACUUAUGUAGUUUUGUAAUUAUGCAUUGGUCUUUUCAUGCAGUACUAAUGUUUCAACACGAUUAAAUUAUUCAUCUAUGCAAGGCUGAUAAUCCUGAUUGUAGAGUA
Molecule: messenger RNA, 2568 nt
Organism: Cryptomeria japonica (Japanese cedar)
Lineage: Eukaryota; Viridiplantae; Streptophyta; Pinopsida; Cupressales; Cupressaceae
Product: amino acid transporter AVT6A
Exons: 8
Coding region: 808-2178 (456 amino acids)
Biological process (GO): amino acid transmembrane transport
Molecular function (GO): amino acid transmembrane transporter activity
Source: RefSeq, a predicted model, not a curated record